Aspergillus nidulans FGSC A4 is the source of this 990-nucleotide messenger RNA. RefSeq names its product proteasome core particle subunit alpha 6 (gene pre5). The coding region runs from base 125 to 904 and encodes 259 amino acids. Gene Ontology annotation, biological process: ubiquitin-dependent protein catabolic process; proteasomal ubiquitin-independent protein catabolic process; protein catabolic process. Gene Ontology annotation, cellular component: nucleus; proteasome core complex, alpha-subunit complex; proteasome storage granule. The record is from RefSeq and is a predicted model, not a curated record. Lineage: Eukaryota; Fungi; Ascomycota; Eurotiomycetes; Eurotiales; Aspergillaceae. The transcript has 3 exons.
CCUGCUUUCUCGCUUUCGAUCUCCAUCAACUUCUGAUAUUCCUUUCGUAUCUUUAACUCCUUCACUACAAGAGCUUGUUUAAAGCUGCCUGCUGAGCUUAAUCCACCGUCCCGAAGCAUCCACGAUGUUCAGGAACAACUACGACAAUGAUGCGGUCACCUUCUCUCCGCAAGGCCGGAUAUUUCAAGUAGAAUAUGCGCAGGAGGCAGUGAAACAGGGUUCCGUCGUGGUUGGACUGGUCAAUAAGACACAUGCCGUGCUGGUUGGCCUCAAGAGAAACGCCGAAGAGCUCUCCUCAUAUCAGAAGAAAAUCAUCGAAGUCGAUUCGCACAUGGGCGUCGCUAUCGCCGGUCUUGCAUCAGACGCCCGCGUGCUCUCCAACUACAUGAAGCAACAGUGUCUCGGCUCCCGAAUGACCUACGGCCGCCCCAUGCCUGUGAACCGCAUUGUCUCUCAGAUUGCCGACCGUGCUCAAACGAACACGCAACAGUAUGGAAAGCGGCCAUACGGUGUUGGUUUGCUUGUUGCUGGGGUGGAUGAAGCUGGUCCUCAUCUAUUCGAGUUUCAGCCUUCCGGCAUGACUCAGGAGAUGCUGGCCUGCGCUAUUGGAGCACGGUCCCAAAUGGCGCGGACCUACCUGGAGCGCAACCUAGACAAGCUUCAGGAGUCCAGUCGGGAUGAGCUCAUCACCCAUGGCCUAAGAGCUCUUAAGGAGACUUUGUCUCAGGACAAGGAGCUGACAGUAGACAAUACGUCUGUCGGUGUGGUGGGUCUUGCGGACACUGGGAAGGUUGAGAGUUUCAAGCUCUACGAGGGACAACAGCUCCUACCGCUCUUCGAAGCGCUGGACCAGUCAGACGCAAGCGAGACAAAGGAUGAAGAGAAUAUGGAGGUCGAUUCAUAAACAUGAACUUAUGCACACUUAUGCCAUAGACAUGAAAAUUGCCUUACCUGGCAUGGGAAUAAUACGACAGAAUUUCAUUCCUGCGA